Pipistrellus nathusii (Nathusius's pipistrelle) is the source of this 918-nucleotide messenger RNA. The record is from the annotation of a GenBank genome assembly. NCBI's taxonomy places the organism in Eukaryota, Metazoa, Chordata, Mammalia, Chiroptera, Vespertilionidae.
AUGGAGCCCCACCAUCUUGCUGGGAAGAGUGGCCAGGCAGCCUGGGGUGAUGCUGCAGACUGGAGCUCAGGAGGGCCUCCAGCUGACCAGGCAGAUGCAGCAGCCACCAGAGCUGCUCUCUGCUGCCAGAGACACUGCACAGCCACGCCAAGGGCAGCCGAGGUGGACGGCUUGAAACUUGGUCUUUCUCCAGCCUCUCCCUCCUCCUCUCUGCAAGACAGUGUGCUCCAGCCAGACUCCUUCCCACCAGGCCCUCUCAGCUCAGGGAACCACCAAACAGCAGAACGGACAGUCUGCAAUUGCUGCAGCCAGGAGCUAGAAACUUCUUUUACCUACGUGGACGAGAACGUUAACCUGGAGCAGAGGGACCGGAGCUCCCCUUCAGCGAAAGGAUUGAGUCAUCACCAAGGAGACCUUGGCUGGGGAAAUCCCAACGAGUGGCCCCACGAAGCUGCCAUAUCCUUGAUAUCCGACGAUGAAGAAGACACAAGUUCGGAGGCCACGUCUUCGGGCAAGUCCAUAGACUAUGGUUUCGUCAGCGCCAUCCUGUUCCUGGUCACUGGCAUCUUGCUGGUGAUCAUCUCUUACAUCGUCCCGCGGGAAGUGACUGUGGAUCCCAGCAGCGUGGCGGCCCGGGAGAUGGAGCGGCUGGAGAAGGAGAGCGCCAGGCUGGGGGCGCAUCUGGACCGCUGUGUGAUCGCGGGGCUCUGCCUGCUCACUCUUGGGGGCGUCGUUCUGUCCUGUUUGCUCAUGAUGUCCAUGUGGAAGGGGGAGCUGUACCGUCGCAACAGGUUUGCCUCUUCCAAAGAAUCUGCAAAACUCUACGGUUCUUUCAGCUUCAGGGUGAAAACCAGCAGCCAUGACAACGCCUUGGAGCUGUCCUUGGUAGAGGAAGAUGCUCUGGCUGCACAGAGUUGA